GUGUAUAUAUUGGUGUACAUACGUGCGCUUCCCCCUAGCAAAAUUAUUAAAUUUCAAACAUUUUCAUUGUAUUAUUUUAAAAAAUGUCAGUCUUUUUACGAUUUCAAAAAUGGACCGUUGUAGGUUUAGGUGCUUUAAGUGGUGCAGCAUUAUUUUAUUACAAUGCCUAUGGUGAUUGUGAAUCUUCUUGUGUACAAAACUCUUGGACAACAAAUUUCACGCCUUCUGUAAAAUGGGAUCAUAACUGGGACAGGUUCUUUGGGCGAGAUCCAAAAAGUUUGGUGAAGCCUUUGAAAAUAAAUAAUGAAAUAGAUGAAAAUAAAUAUAAUGAAGAAUUUGCAGCAAAAAGAGCCAAACAUAUGAGGCAUUUGGUACUUAUUAGACAUGGACAAUAUAAUACUGCGGGAAAAAUAGAUUCUGAAAAAGUUCUUACUGAACUUGGUCGACAUCAAGCUGAAACAACUGGAAAAAGAUUAGCAGAAUUAGACGUAUCUUAUUCUCUAAUAGUUAGAUCAACAAUGACAAGAGCUCAAGAAACUUCUAAAAUAAUAGAAAAAAGUCUUCCAAAUGUACCAACUGAAGAUGAUAGCCUUUUAACUGAAGGUGCACCUAUUCCACCUGAACCACCAAUAGGCAAUUGGAUGUCAGAACGAUAUUUUUACCAAGAUGGACCUAGAAUAGAAGCAGCAUUUAGAAAAUAUUUCCAUCGAGCAGACCCUAAGCAAGAAAAAGAUACUGUUACUAUUCUUGUUUGUCAUGCAAAUGUUAUUAGAUAUUUUGUUUGCAGAGCUUUACAAUUUCCUCCAGAAGCUUGGAUGCGUAUGUCUUUAAAUCAUGGAAGCAUUACUUGGUUGUGUAUAUAUCCUAAUGGAAGAGUAACAAUGCAUUGUCUUGGAGAUACUGGUCAUAUGUUACCUCAAAACAUUUCAGUUAGUUAAUAAUAAUGAGUAUUUCCAGAUGCGAAGAAAAUCAUGAAAGAAAUUAAAUUUUGUAUUUAUAAAAGUAUUUCUAUAGUGUGUGUAUAUGUGAGGUUCACACUUUUUCCUGUAAAAUGCAUAUAUGGAUGAAGAUAAUACAUAAUGAAAUGAA
Molecule: messenger RNA, 1089 nt
Organism: Vespa mandarinia (Asian giant hornet)
Lineage: Eukaryota; Metazoa; Arthropoda; Insecta; Hymenoptera; Vespidae
Product: serine/threonine-protein phosphatase PGAM5, mitochondrial-like
Biological process (GO): positive regulation of mitochondrial fission; peptidyl-threonine dephosphorylation
Cellular component (GO): mitochondrion
Molecular function (GO): protein serine/threonine phosphatase activity
Source: RefSeq, a predicted model, not a curated record